AUGGACUCCGAUCCACCUCUCCCCAUCCCGAUCUCCUACAUAUCUCAUAGAUACCUCCUCUUCUCCAUUGACGCCGUGACCUACCUCAGACGCGAGCAUCACAUCUGCGGCGUGCUGAUCGGGACGCUGCCGCAGAUCCCCCAACAGAAUGUGUUUCUGGGUCUGCCGCUCGAGCUGAUGCCCGAAGAGGCGCGGUUGUUGGUGGACAAAGGUGUAGCGUGCAUCGUAGACGAAGCCAAGGCCCACGGCGGUAUGCGGUCCCUUCUAGAGGAGGACCGCGCGCGCUAUCUGCGUGAUCUAGAAUCCCAGGGCCAGCAUGCGAUGCGCCUGCAGUCCGACCGGAAGGAGCAGAAGCGCGAGGAGGCGUUGAAGAAACUAGAUGAGAAGAAAGCGGCCAAGGCGCGCGGUUCCCCGUCGGCAUCGGCACCGACCGAAUCCUCGGCGGCCAUUGUGGAUAUCUUCAACUCCGAACGGAGCAACAGCAGCACUUCCCGAGAUACUUCAGCUGCAACCGCUUCCUCCAGAAUGGGCAUCACACCUGCCACAUCCUACCCGCCCCUCCCUCCGCCCUCUUCUACUCUUCACCUCCCACCACCCUCCGUCCCGGCCUCAUACCCUCUCUUCGCGCACUUGCAUGCACGCGGCUACUUCCUUUCGCCGGGCCUCCGCUUCGGAUGUAAUUACAUGGCUUAUCCUGGAGACUCGCUGCGCUUCCAUGCACAUUUUCUUGUCGUGUCCUAUGAUUGGGAUGAGGAGAUUGACCUCAUGGAUGUUGUUGCCGGCGGCAGAUUGGGAACCGGUGUCAAGAAAGGGUUCCUUCUUGGUGGAGCCGAGAAGUCCAAACAGGAGGUGGAGAGCGAGGCGGAUCGUGUGGACAGCGUGAGAGCUUUUAGCAUUGAAUGGGCCGGGAUGUGA
Penicillium lagena is the source of this 915-nucleotide messenger RNA. RefSeq names its product tRNA splicing endonuclease subunit SEN34. NCBI's taxonomy places the organism in Eukaryota, Fungi, Ascomycota, Eurotiomycetes, Eurotiales, Aspergillaceae. The record is from RefSeq and is a predicted model, not a curated record. Bases 1 to 915 code for a protein of 304 amino acids. Gene Ontology annotation, biological process: tRNA-type intron splice site recognition and cleavage; tRNA splicing, via endonucleolytic cleavage and ligation. Gene Ontology annotation, molecular function: tRNA-intron lyase activity; nucleic acid binding. Gene Ontology annotation, cellular component: tRNA-intron endonuclease complex. The transcript has a single exon.